Molecule: messenger RNA, 3230 nt
Organism: Onychostruthus taczanowskii (white-rumped snowfinch)
Lineage: Eukaryota; Metazoa; Chordata; Aves; Passeriformes; Passeridae
Gene: SEMA7A
Product: semaphorin 7A (John Milton Hagen blood group)
Exons: 14
Coding region: 143-2044 (633 amino acids)
Biological process (GO): semaphorin-plexin signaling pathway; integrin-mediated signaling pathway; positive regulation of cell migration
Cellular component (GO): external side of plasma membrane
Molecular function (GO): integrin binding; semaphorin receptor binding; chemorepellent activity
Source: RefSeq, a predicted model, not a curated record
GUGUUUUACUCCAUCUUCCCUGCGCAGGGCCCGCCCUCCCCGCGCCAUUGGCUGCGCCCGGCUGCUCGCAGCCUUUUGUACGCGGGGAGAUGCAGCUGUCAGCCCGCCCGGCCGCCGAUCCCGGCUCGCUCCCGGACUAGGAAUGGGCAGGAGGAAGUCGCCUGUUGCCCUCCUGGUGGCCCUGUGGCUCGGCCAGCUGGGCGCGUGGGCAGCGGGGCGCCCCAAGGUGAACCCCAGGAUCAUCGCGGCUCCCCAAGGUGCCAAGGAGUAUGUGUUCCCACGGAGGGAGAGGUUUCCGGUGUUCUUCCACCAGGAAAACACCUCCUCCAUCUACGUCGGGGGCGAGGGGAGGCUCUACUACUACGACUUUGCAACGCGUGAGAACUACACGGAAGAGUUCCCGGUGAAAAAUGAAGGCCAGUGCGUGUCCUCUGGGAAUCUGGAGGACAGCCGGAAUUACCUGACCCUGGUGGAGCAGUACGGGGACGGGCUCUUGGUGUGCGGGACCGGCGCCUGCGCUCCCACCUGCUGGAACGUGACACAGAGGAAGGAGAGCUCGCCUUGGGAUGGGAGAGGGAUCGCUCCCUUCACCCCUGACUCCAACACCCUCGUCGUUGUUGAUGGCCAAGACAUCUACUCCACCAUCAAGAAGAGCCAGCAGAAUGGGAAGAUCCCUCGAUUCCGCCGUGUGAGGGGUGGGGGAGAGCUCUACACCAGUGACACUGUGAUGCAGAACCCUCAGUUUGUCAAAGCCACCACGCUGAGGCAUGAGGAGCCUCACCAGGACAAGAUUUAUUACUUCUUCCGCGAGGACAACCCGGACAAGAGCCCCGAGGCGCCUCGGAACAUCUCACGGGUGGCCCAGCUGUGUAAGGAGGACAGGGGAGGAACCAGCUCCCUCUCAGCCUCCAAGUGGACCACGUUCCUCAAGGCCACCCUGAUCUGCGUGGACCCCGUCACCAAGGGCAACUUCAACUGGCUGCAGGACGUCUUCUUCGUCCCUGCGGGCGACUGGCGGCGCUCCAAGGUCUACGGGCUCUUCACCAACACCUGGGGAAGCUCUGCCGUCUGCGUCUACUCCUUCGGGGACAUCGACAACGUGUUCAGGACAUCGCGGCUCAAAGGCUACAACGGCCCCACCCCGGAGGUCAAACCUGGCCAGUGCGUCCCCUCGGGGCAGCACACGCCGAGCGAGACCUUCAAGAUCGCGGACAGCCACCCCGAGGUGGAGGAGCGGGUGGAGCCGCUGUCCCCCUCCAGGAGCCCCCUGUUCCACAACAAGCACCGCUACCAGAAAAUCGGCGUGCACGAGGUGGCCGCGGGCGACGGGCAGCGCUACAACGUCCUCUACCUGGCCACAGACAAGGGGUCCAUCCACAAGGUGGUGGAGCUGCCAGACGGGGUGCAGAACAUCGUGGAGAUCCAGGUGUUCCCCAACAAGGAUCCCAUCCAGGCCAUGAUCCUGGACCACGCCAGGGCCGUGCUCUACGUGGGCUCCAGCAGCCGCGUCCUGGAGCUGCCCAUGGACAUGUGCGGCGCCUACCGCAACAACUGCCACAGCUGCGUGCUGGCCAGGGACCCCUACUGCGGCUGGGCCAACGGCUCCUGCCUCUCGCUGGCCCUCAGCCGGGAUGUGCUCCAGAACCUGAACUUGGACUCAUGGCGAGGAAGCUGCCAGAGGGGUGAUGUCAAGGAAGACGACUUCCGGAACAUCUCGGUGAUGCCCCUGUCCCGCUACUACCUCAACUGCUCCAUCGAGUCCCACUACGCCACCUACAACUGGUACCACGAGGACGUGCUCAUCAAGAGCUGCAACACCUCGCACCCGCAGCACGACUGCUUCCACUUCAUCCCCAGCGUGCGGCGCGAGCACUACGGCCACUACGUCUGCGUGUCCGAGGAGGACGGCUUCCGCCAGGCGCUGGUCAAGGAGCGCCUGCUGGACCGCCAGCGCUUCCUGUGGCAGCGCGGCCGCGCUCCGGCCACGCUGGCCUCGUGGCUCCAGCUGCUGCUCGUGGUGGCCCUGGCCGAGCUCUUCCACUGACGCCGUCCCGCUCGCCCUGCCCGCUGCCGCGGUGGUUUCUGCGGCUCCGUGGACCUGGAGCCGCUCGCCUUCCUCACGGCCGGCCUCGCUGGCGGAGCCGCGGGAGGAGGGUGUGACACGGUGGCGGCCCCGCUGGCCAGCCAUGCAUGCGCUGAUGCUCAGGGCGAGGCCGCUCCUUGCAUGUGAUGAAGAUGAGGAGGAGGAGGAGCCGGCCCUCGGCCUCCGGACUGCGGGAUGCCGGCGGGGGCCGCUGCCUCCCGAGGUUUUGGGGGGUGAUGCUGGGGUUGGCAGCGGCUGGGACACCCCCGGCGAGUCCCCUCCUGCUCCGGGGGGCUCGGAGGCCUGAGGGGGGCUCGGUUCGUUGUUUUUUGGUGUGGGAGGGAGGUCGGGAAUCGGCGCCGCCGCGUGGGAAUUUGCAUGGAAAAGCCUCGGAAGGUGACUGGAUUUGGGGUGUGGGGACGGGAAGGGGAGGUGGGAGCAGAGCCCGGAGCGGAGCGGGGGGCGCUGGGGAGACGCUGGAGACGCACAAAUCCUCUGCAGGCAGCUGAGGGGCAUCGCAGCGGGGCCGAGCCCGCUCCCACCCUGUCCCGGGCGUCCUCAGGGAAAGCGGCCGCGGAUCUCAGGGCAGCGGGGGGGCUGCGCCUGUCCCCGCCUCUGUCCCUGUCCCCCGGGGCAGGCCCGGCCUUCGCUUCCCCCGCGCUUUCGGAGGUCUCGGAGCGAGACUAAACUGUGAAAAUCGGGAUUUUCUCCCUGCAAAGGGGGAUCCCGCUCCUUGUCCCAACCUUGCCCAGCCCGGAGCGGCCCGGCCCUGGGCGGGGACACCCAGGGGACACCCUUGCCGUGCUUCCAAUGCCUGUCCCGGCUCGGGAGAGCCCGAGGGGCCACGGGCAGCGGGCCAGAGCUUCCUACUGCACUACAUCCCCGAGAUGUUCCCCAUGCCCAGCCCAGGACAGAGCUUCUCACAGCCCUUCUCAAAGCACUUUAACUUUGUGGACUAACAGAUAUUUAUUAUAUCGACUGCUCGUUUCUGUCUUGUAGGAUUUUAUAAUAUUACAGCAGGCGGGGGCGGAUCACAGGAGAGGAAAAUUUUAAAAACCCACCACAACAGCUACCAAAAAAAAUCCCCCCAACCCUUUCAGACCUGUAACCAAAGCGGAUGGUUGGAAUAAAGAGUGGAAGAAAGGCA